This is a messenger RNA of Gadus macrocephalus (Pacific cod), 3889 nucleotides long. RefSeq names its product nudix (nucleoside diphosphate linked moiety X)-type motif 2 (gene nudt2). The coding region runs from base 112 to 546 and encodes 144 amino acids. The record is from RefSeq and is a predicted model, not a curated record. NCBI's taxonomy places the organism in Eukaryota, Metazoa, Chordata, Actinopteri, Gadiformes, Gadidae. Gene Ontology annotation, biological process: ATP biosynthetic process; AMP biosynthetic process. Gene Ontology annotation, molecular function: bis(5'-nucleosyl)-tetraphosphatase (asymmetrical) activity. The transcript is spliced from 3 exons.
CCCCUAGUUUCUUCCAACCAAUCAGCUUUCGGAAGCUGACUGAAGCGUUGGUCAGUAACGCAAAGAACCUAAACCGCAGUAAAAACAGAGCCGUAUCAAAAUAAAUCAUUGAUGGCGGCAGUGCGAGCAUGUGGCUUCAUAGUGUUCCGUCGCUUAGCCAGGUCUACACCUCCUCCAAAUAACAUUGAGUACCUUCUCUUGCAAACCUCCUACGGAGAACACCACUGGACCCCACCUAAAGGUCACGUAGACCCGGGGGAGGAUGACCUCACCACAGCCCUGAGGGAGACCCAGGAGGAGGCAGGCUUGGAGGCCAAGCAUCUUCGGGUGGUUGAAGACUUUGCAAAGGAGCUCUGUUAUGAGGUGCGGGGGAAGCCCAAGGAAGUGUUGUACUGGCUCGCCGAGCUGAGAGACCCAGAGGCGACCGUGACUCUGUCUGAAGAGCACCAGGACUACCGCUGGGCCCCUCUGGAAGAGGCCUGCUCCCUGGCACAGUAUAAAGACCUCCAGGACACCUUGAAGGCAGCACAGAAACACCUUACCUAAAGACACUGCAGAACACUAAUAGAGGACCUAUGGAGAAGGAGAUCAUGAAGUAGAAUAAAUCAUGUUUGACUGAAUAGGCAUCGGUCUGAUCAGAAGCAGACCAACUGGGAAAACAUGAGAAUACGAUUCAUGUGCCAGUCCUAUUAUAACAUUUCUGCUAUUGUGGGUUCUAUGGUUUCAGUUUUUAUUGAUUGUUGGAAGUUAAUUUCCGCAAACUACUAUCACUGUCUAACAAGUGUUAGAAUGGUCCUUUUUACAUAUUCCAUUUAAAAUAACACCAUAUAGUUACUGGCUGGACAAUACUAGCCUUGUGAGACUAUCCUGAUUGUCUUUUGCAUUUGGCAAUAUGCGAAACCAUCUGCAGAAAGAAACCAAAUGUGAACUUGUGUGAUCUGGAUGGUCUCACGAGGCUAGUACAAUGCUCUCGUCAUUGGGUUAUAUGAUAAUAUCAAAUGUAAUGCUGUUGAGCUACUGACAUGUUGCCUCACACUCUUCUUUUGCAAUAAUCUGUCUACUCGCAAGUAAAUAAAUUAUUUGAAUUUAUAUUUGUUCUACUUUGGUUUUGAGAGCAAUGCCGAUGCUGCUUGUACAUUUCAGUCCCUUUUAAUUAGUCACUGCCUAGCUUCUGGGUAAGGACAGGCCAUCAAGGAGGAGCAAUAACUCCGAUAGGAUGCAAACAGUAAAGACACAUGUUAACAUGCAAAAUACAGCCCUACUGGGAGUCUGCUCUUCCCCCUGACCGUGUCCGCACCAUUUUGCCUGUUUCAAAUUCUGUGUUUGCAAUAUAUACAAUUAUUUAUAAUUGAUUGAAGUAUCUAUUUAAAUUACACAAACAGCUACAUAAUGACAAACAAGGUGAAAACCGAUUACAAAGUACUCCAAUGACAAACUAUUUUAUUUGGAUAAAUUGCCAACAUUUCACAAUAAUUGUAUGCUGUAUGUUUCUUUUGCAAUAGUUCCCCCCCUUUAUCAAGCCAAAACCCCUCAAUGCAUUGUCAAUUUCCAAUGGCAUGUCAGUAAAAUGCUGACGCUAAAAUCACAAACAAAAACCCAACAAUGUAGUUCAUACAAUAUAAAUCUCAUGUGACAUUUUUUAUCCUCUCAAACAAAACGGAUUGAAACAGACGAUCAAAGAAGGCCAAGUGAACACAUAAGAUUGUGGGGGCCUACAUCAGUUCUCAGUCCAAUAAGUGUGUAGCCUUCAUCCUCAAAAGGGCAUUUAGGGCGCAGAAAACACAUGCUCCAAAUACACACUCAUGGAUGGAAAGAACUAAGUUAAUCCACCUUCGACCUACCCCAAAAAUGGAUAUAUAUAUUUUCCAUAUACACUUUCAAAUGUUGUUUUUUUCAAAUAAGAUACUAGUGUGCGUGUAGUGGGUGUGUUUAUGUGUGUGGGGUGUUGGGAACCUUUUCAUGGUCUCUACAUUCUAAGGGAACAAAAAAACAAAAAAGGCAACAAACGAGUUACAAAAAAGGGUGACUUCUAAGAUAUAACAUUUCCUCUUUUUAUUAGCUAAGCCGAAGACCAGCCCUAAAGAGGAACUACUGCUGGCUCUACUCUCUGAAUAUAACAUGGACAUGGGUUGUGAAAAUGUGUUCUCUUAAUGCUCAUCAGUCCUCCCAUGAAUUGACAUCAGUCUUCUGCUCUUGGGCGAGGAGGAGAUCCAUAGCAUGCAGUCAAUCCCUGUAAUGUGAAUGACCACUAGAUCCACAAUUGGCCCAAUUCGGUGAGCAGGAGUUCCUUCCUCAUUCACCUUUGUGUCCCAAAUGCGGUGAGCAAUAUGGAAGAUAAAGCAUUUUGUUUCACAGUCAAGAGUCACAAGAUCCAUUUUCAGGAAUUCCAGGAGAACAAGGAGAGAACCUUCUACAUGCAUCAAUCCCUCUAUAGCACUUGAAAGUUUGUCGAUAUUUGUCGAGCAACUGUAUUUCCUUGGCAGUAAGUCCAUCCAUAUGUGUAUGCGUGUGUGUGUGUGUGUGUAAUAAAAAGGUACGCCAGGUCCUUGGCUCCUCAAAAUGUGAUGACUAGAAUCAAAAUGUUUAAAAAAAGAAGCGUCAAGCAGGAUAACUUAAAACAGAGCAUGGCUUUCAUUGUUAGGAUUAUACCUUUAACAUAAUUAGUCACAUUGUGAUUCUCAAUUCAGGCUGAAGAGAGAUUUCAACUAAACCAGUCAAAUCCACGCCCGUGCAGGCUGCCAGAAACGGUUAUAGAACACAGGCCAUGUGAAAGGUUUGUCCAGUUAUCCAACUGGACAAACCAUUGGGGUUAAUUCAGACAAUUCUAAGGUGACAAGAUGUUCAACCAGUUGAAGAAGAGGCAGAGUGGAGAAAGGCAUGAGUAAAAGUCCAAUAAUAGAAGGUGCACACUAACAAAAAAAGCAAUUUGUACUUUUGUUCAGAUUGAUUGCAAUAAAUGUUUGAAUGUUAGUUUCGGUCACUCAACAUACGUUAUUCUGUCCUGUUUGGGGUAACAAUGUGUUGGCUUAAUUAAAGCACAAAAAGUAACAAUAUUCUUGGGACUUGAAUGGAAUCGAAAAGUUCACAUAGUGCAAAGUUUCGUUAAAAGGCCAGAUUUUUGACUCGCCAAGAACGGAAAAAAUUGGCUAUUCUGGACCGUGAGUUACUCAGUCUACACUUAUCGGUGGUGGGAUACUGUAUACAUUUUUUAUCAUGAAUCCCUGUCCUCGAACAACACCCACAGAGACAAAAGUAAAGAGGAAAAUGAAGGUGAGGAGGCAUAUAGUUUUUACUUUGACUUAUUCCUCUCCUGGCAUAGAGUCUGCAGAGGCCCUGAGGUUUAAGAGGCAGAGACGUGAGGUUUAGGUUCACCUGGAAUACUCCAUCCAGUGUCAGGAGAGCUCACCGUCAUGUUCUUCACAUUGUCCUUCCUCAUAUCUUCUUUUCCUUAUGAUGUGAUGUGAAGUGGGAGAUGUACAGGGGACUGGUCCAGAUGUGUGUUGUGUGAAGGUACGUUUUUGUUUGCAGGAUGUAGUAGAUUGCAUCAAAUUUGGGACAGAAAGACAAAUUAGCUAUGUUGAAGAGGCACACAAAAUGACUGACUGAAAUGACGACGAGGGAAGGAGAUCCGAAAGACAGGACAGAUACAGAAUGAGUUUGCCAGCCGUUAAGAGGGUCAAGCCACAAACUUUACCUUAUUCAGACUCCUGAUGAAAACAAACAAAUUCAAUCAGAGCCAGUCACACAAACCGACUGAUACACACAAAGACAAGUACACACACACACACACACACACACACACACACACACACACACACACACACACACACACACACACACACACACACACACACACACACACACACACACACACACACACACACACACA